Messenger RNA from Durotheca rogersii, 1218 nucleotides. RefSeq names its product Methylthioribulose-1-phosphate dehydratase. The coding region runs from base 254 to 994 and encodes 246 amino acids. The record is from RefSeq and is a predicted model, not a curated record. Lineage: Eukaryota; Fungi; Ascomycota; Sordariomycetes; Xylariales; Xylariaceae. Gene Ontology annotation, cellular component: cytoplasm. The transcript has 4 exons. Gene Ontology annotation, molecular function: metal ion binding; methylthioribulose 1-phosphate dehydratase activity.
GGUAAGGUUAAGAGGUACCUAAGACACCUAAGUGCUGGGCUGUAGUUCCACAGGUCAACUCCCCGCCGUUAGCUACUAUGGCGCCUUUUUUCUUCUCUCUCUCUGCUCUGCCUUUUCCCGCUCCUCUUCAACCCUCCUCCUCCUCCUCUCCGACGAAGAAGCCAGUCUGGCCUCAUCUCGGCCUAUUGCCGCGUUGCCAACCACCCAGUUCGAUGUAACAGGAAAGCCGGGAAAAGAAGAACAGGACGGGAAAAUGAGCGACGAUCACUACAUAACGUCCGAUGACCCCGACCACCCCGCCAACCUCAUCCCGUCCCUCUGUGCUAAGUUCUGGACCUUGGGUUGGGUUACUGGCACGGGAGGAGGGUGUUCUAUUCGCAACUUUGACUUGGUGUACAUCGCGCCGUCUGGCGUGCAGAAGGAGCUCAUGAAACACUCGGACAUCUACGUCCUCGCGCUAUCCAAGCAGACCGACCUCAAGAACCGCGUCUACUUGCGCUCCCCGCCUUCCGGCAGGCCGUCGCAAUGUACGCCGCUGUUCCUCGCCGCCUUCACCCGACGCGGGGCCGGCUGCUGCAUCCACACCCACUCGCAGUGGGCCGUGUUGGUGACCCUGCUCCUCGAGGCCCACGGCCCCGGCAAGGACAAGCUGUUCGAGAUCAACAACAUCGAACAGAUCAAGGGUUUCGGCAAAGGCUUCCAGAAGCAGGGCAACUUGGGCUAUCACGACACCCUGCGCAUUCCGGUCAUCGAGAACACGGCUCACGAGGAAGACCUGACCGAGUUUCUCGAGGAGGCUAUGGAUCAGUACCCGGAUACCUACGCAGUCCUGGUCCGUAGGCACGGCGUCUAUGUCUGGGGCGACAACGUCCACAAAGCCAAGACCAUGUGUGAGAGUCUCGACUAUCUCUUCCAGUUAGCAGUAGAAAUGAAGAGACUCAACCUGCCGUGGUUGAGUGACGUCCCCGUAGUCGUGCCUACAUCGCGCAACUAAACGGUUUCUAGAAAAUAUAGGUCUGGGCUCCCGAUAGGCGCUUUGAGGCAGAGCAAUCAGCACUCACCGUUCCCUUCGCAUUGAAUAGACGGGGAAAAAAGAUGAGCGCUGAUUUGUACGGAGCGCGUGCCGCGGGUCUGGCCAGCAGCUUGUUUAGAUAAACAACUUACAUAUCUAAGCUGAUUCGGUACUCUCGCGCCUUCAGUCCUCAAUUCUUCCGCCGU